Pocillopora verrucosa is the source of this 2191-nucleotide messenger RNA. RefSeq names its product nuclear envelope integral membrane protein 1-like. Gene Ontology annotation, cellular component: nuclear envelope. The record is from RefSeq and is a predicted model, not a curated record. Lineage: Eukaryota; Metazoa; Cnidaria; Anthozoa; Scleractinia; Pocilloporidae.
UGUUCAAAGAGAAAAUGGCGGCAGGUAGUGAGAGCAACUGUUUCUUCUUUUACCUCUUUUUCUUUUCUGUUUUGCGCAUCACAUCGGCUCUAAGAUGCGAGGAUAUCUCGGUUCAAAAUCUCUCAAGAGACUGGCAUUUUUUACUGGGACCAAAGGAUUCCAUCAUUGCGGUGUGUGUGCAUGGUGGGGAGCUUAGGUUGUCUCGCCUUUGGGCAAGUGUUAAAGUCAUGCUCAAAUUUGAAAAAACAGAGGUGCAGUUCUAUGAGGCUGAAAGCUGCUCAGCCUUAAAUCCAGCAAAUAAGUCCUGGGCAUCAGUGUUUCAGUCAUUUGUCACUUCAAGGAAUGUUUUGGAUCAAAUCAUGUUCAGUUACUCACCAUUUAAGACGUCAUGCUUUGCAGUUGAUUUAAUUAAAGAGAGGCAAACUGUGAGAGUGGAGGCUUCACUUCGAGCUAUUGACUGGUAUUUCCCAGUAACUUUCCUGGCAGGGCUUGUGAUAUUUUACAACGCAGAAAGACUUAGUAGGAAUGCUUUGUUUUUUUACUCGUCGGGAGUGUCACUUGGCGUCAUUGCUUCCCUGUUGAUUUUGGUUUAUAUUCUGCACAGACUUGUCCCAGGGAGAGGAAGUGCCUAUGCUAUCUUGUUAGGAGGUUGGAGUUUUGCUGCCUACCUUAUCCAAUUCACAUGUGGUCACUUGAAGGAGCUCAUGGUCAACCAAUAUCAGUGGGUCAUUGGAUAUCUUGUGAUAGUAGGUACAAUCAGCUUCUGUGUUUGUUAUUAUCGCGGUCCCGUGACAAGUGACCGGGGAUUGGACCUUAUACGCUGGAUGUUGCAAUUCAUCGGACUGACACUACUAUAUAUGGGUACUCGGUCGGACGUGGUUUCUUUUGGACUGAUAACAGUGGUGUUGUUUUCACAUGUUAUUCGCAGUAGCGGUAUUCUCAUGAAGAUAUUUCCAAAAACUUGGAUUUCCUACAGAGUUUAUUACUUCUUCUUUCCACCCAAACACAAGUUUCUAUCACUGGAGGAGUAUGCCUUAGAAGGGGCGGAGGAAACAAGCAGAGCUUUAGAAGAUCUUCGAGAAUAUUGCAAGAGUCCUGAGUGUGAUACUUGGCGAGUGGUGAGUCGACUGAAGCAUCCAGCAAGAUUUGCUUCAUUCGUGGCAAGCGGACAGCAUUUUCUAGAAGAAGAAGUCAAGAAAUACGAGGAUGAUCCAUCGGCAUGGAUGACGUCAGACAGUGAUGGAAGUGACGGAGAACCUGAUGACCGUAUUGAUUUACACUCGUAACCGUUCAACGCCAAGAAGCAGCAACAGACCUCCACGUCCUGGACACAUUUUCCAUAAGCGGACGGUGUCAAUGAGUCAUCGUCUGCGCAAGGUCCUUUUAGCACUACAGCUGGCAUGCAAUUGCCAAUUUGGAGGUACCCGGUCUGUGCGGAGACUGUGAACUUUUGUGGUUAACUACUGUUGGGGAUUGUAUGUACGUUGCUGGCUCCUCUCAAUUGUACACUGUUUGUCAAUGGACGUGCAAGAAUCGUGGCACCCUGUGGAGUUAAGACGGAAGGAAAGGACUGGGAAAAGUCAUCCCUUAGUUAUGAGACAAAUGAUUUUUAAACGUUGCCAAACAAAACGAACUUUUUUGACGUUUUUUAAUGAAAUAAUUCACAAAAUUUUACUGAGUUCAAGCUGGUCUUGAUCACCAAGUGUGCAUAGUUAACACGUUGUUUUAUUUUAUACUUCCACUUUCCUCGUAUUCGUCGCUCGGAUUUUGGCAUGUAUAGUACAUUCAGAGCAAUGUUUGAUGGGUACAAGAUUGGUGAAAGUCUUACAGAGUCAGGUUUUGGAUAGAGGAAGGAGGAGUGUCUGUACUUUUCAAGAUAAGUCGAACUCGCACAAAAUGUAUUAGCCAUGGAUAGCUAAAAUCGGGAAUCAAUUUUACCCAGGAAUGGAAACAAAUCUACACACCCAUCUCUUGGAAAUCUGCUUUUCAUUUUGAAAUGUAUUUUGCGUUUGCUUUUUUCCUUAUGAUCACUUCCAAGGAUUAUUAGUUACCAAAAUUCAGUUCAGUAAACAAAUGCCUAAACAUAGAAGCGCCAAACUUCAUCCAACAAUUCUCACAUCACCCUAGUCAGGUUGAUUUUAAUUUCUUGUGUUAGCGUCUUUUUAUUAAUAAAGUUAACUUACACCUACGA